This is a messenger RNA of Setaria italica (foxtail millet), 1417 nucleotides long. RefSeq names its product transcription factor bHLH85. The record is from RefSeq and is a predicted model, not a curated record. Gene Ontology annotation, biological process: regulation of transcription by RNA polymerase II. Gene Ontology annotation, cellular component: nucleus. The transcript has 4 exons. NCBI's taxonomy places the organism in Eukaryota, Viridiplantae, Streptophyta, Magnoliopsida, Poales, Poaceae. Gene Ontology annotation, molecular function: RNA polymerase II cis-regulatory region sequence-specific DNA binding; protein dimerization activity; DNA-binding transcription factor activity, RNA polymerase II-specific. Bases 1 to 1050 code for a protein of 349 amino acids.
AUGUCGCAAGCCGAGCUCUCCACCUGGCUCGAGUCCCGAGACGCGCACUGGUGCUCGCAGUACCAGGCGGCGCCGGCACCGGACGAGGAGUCGGAGAUCGUGGCGCAGUUCCUCGCGGCGCCGUACCCGUACCAGAACGACGACGGCGGCGAGGAGCAGGAGCAGAAGCGUCAGCACCAUAAGCUGGGCGAGAUCAGCGCCACCAGCUCCACGUACUGGCCUGAUGAGCCCGGCCAUGUCAGUGACCCCGGCACCGGGGCCUGCGACUACUGGCCUUCCAAUGGCGACGCCAGCAACAGCAACAGCAGCGGAAGCGGAGCCUACUUUGAUGGCAGCGGCUGCUGCUACUACUACCUCGCCGAGCCGGACGUGUCCCUCGGGAUCAACACACGCACGGUGCUGCCGUGCGCGUCUUCCAUCGACCUAAACCUCCUCGGCGACGGGGAGGAGGAGGGAGCCGCGAGCCUCGUCCACACGGUCCCUCCCAACCCUUCGCCCGCCGAUCACUCUCAUACGGCCAGCCACCGCAAUGUAGGCGAUGACAGCGCCGCAGCCCGAGCCGCGGUGUCGGCGCCGAAGCGGAAGGCUCAGGCCGGCAACGAUGGCGGGGAUCUUGGACGGCACAAGAAGAAGGAGAAGAAGACUGCAUCCAAGGCGGCGCAGAAGUGCAGUCAGGAGAGUGCACAAAGCAAAGGCAGCUGCUCAGCCGACGAGUCCAUGCCCAAUUGCUCCGCGGUGAACCGCCGCUCGGGGGCUCACGGCGGCAAUGUGAAAGCCCGGGCAGCGAAAGGGUCGGCGACCGAUCCCCAGAGCCUCUACGCAAGGAGGAGGAGGGAAAGGAUCAAUGAGAGGCUCAAGAUUCUGCAGAAGCUGGUGCCCAAUGGAACCAAAGUUGAUAUCAGCACAAUGCUUGAGGAGGCAGUUCACUACGUCAGGUUCCUGCAGCAGCAGAUCAAGAUGCUGAGCUCUGAUGAGAUGUGGAUGUACGCACCGAUCGCUUACAAUGGCAUGAGCUUAGGAAUCGACUUGAGGAUCUCCACUCCUCAGUGACCACGAGUUAAAACUCAGUUAUUAAGCGCGAUCUUUUGCAGACGAUCUUUGUCACUGACGAAAUUAGGUCUAUUUUUUGACCUAGGGCUUGCCACUGCCUUGCAAUAGGGCCAUCGUUGUUUGUAAGAUGCAAUAUUGAUGUCAAUUUCAGUCGUUUUCUUGGAGAUAUUUCUUUGGCUCCUCUUUACCAGAUUAUUUUUCACACUUCAUCCUUCCACUACGUACAUCAAGAGUUAACGAAAUCCAUAGAGGUGAAGACAUGCAAGACGUGUGGCCAUUUUUGUAAUGAUAUCCUGUCAGGUACACUAUUGUUGUAAAAUUGAUACAAUCUUUUUUCCUCACCUAAUUGGUGUUGACGCUGAAUAAU